Messenger RNA from Procambarus clarkii (red swamp crayfish), 3145 nucleotides. RefSeq lists its product as uncharacterized. Lineage: Eukaryota; Metazoa; Arthropoda; Malacostraca; Decapoda; Cambaridae. Gene Ontology annotation, molecular function: ATP binding; nucleic acid binding. The record is from RefSeq and is a predicted model, not a curated record.
CGACUUGACGAGAUCAAGUCGUGUGCUAUAGCUGCCGCUAACCCAUUACCACAACAACAACAUUGCCGAAGUCUCUCCUCGUGUAGUCGUCCGGAGGAGAAAACCUUCAUAUUCAACAAGAAAUUCUGUCAUGCUGCAUUUAUUAUACACAAGACCUACGCCAUAGAAGCUUAUAUGUCUAGUAUAUAUGCAUAUAUAUGUAUGUCAACGUAUGCGACUCAUUGAACAUUAAUCAGUGAACACUAUAUGCACAACAUUUUCACGUAGCAAGAAAUGGCUGGGUCCAGCAUCCUCAGUAGUCGCACAUUGGAAUGGGUGCAAGAGAAGGGCCUUUGCUCAUCAACAACAGCAACUGCAUUAUCCAAAAUGGGAUUUAAGCAGCUGACUACUAUUCAGCUGCAUGCAGUUCCACAGAUAUUAGCCAAAUCCAACUGUUUUCUUCAUGCCCGAACAGGUUCUGGAAAAACAUUAGCUUUUCUAAUGCCCACCUUGGAAAGAUUAAAAGCUAUGAAAUUCAAAGAGUCACAUGGUGUUGGAGCUUUAAUAAUAUCCCCUACAAGAGAGCUGGCACAACAGAUAUCACAAGUACUAAAACCACUUGCAGAUGUACAUGGGUUUUCCUGCUUGACUCUCAUUGGAGGGACAAAAUUGGCUGACACUGAUCUAAAAAAUGGUGCUACAGUGGUUGUCGGGACUCCAGGUAGACUGUUGGAGGCUUUGAGUGGUCGGGACAACAUGCAUCUUCCAGUAUGUUACCUAAGAAUCCUUAUUUUGGAUGAAGCUGACCGUCUACUGGAUAAUGGAUCAAAUACGCAAUACUUGAGGAAAAUUUAUUCCGUUCUUCCACAAGAAAAGGUUCAGAAGAUACUUGUGAGUGCAACAGUAUCAUGCAAGUGUAUGCAGCUGGCUAAAGAAGUAUUAAAAACAGAUUUCUUCUACAUUACUGCUGAAAACACGACUUCACCAACAACGGCACAAGUCAAACAAAGCUAUCUGCUUGUGGGUGCCAGUGAUAGAAUAUCUAUGCUUGCAACUGUGUUGCAGACAUUAAGAAAGAAGAAAGUAAUCGUUUUCUUCAAUUCUUGCCAUUCCGUCAAAUUUCAUUAUGGAGUUUUAUUCAAUCUUAAACUACCUGUACUGUAUUGUGUGGGUCAGGAAAAACAAGUUCGGCGUACUGGUGUGUAUGCCAAGUUCCUGGAGUUGUCACGAGGGAUUCUUCUGACGACAGGAAUGGCAGAGAGGGGCUGGGACAUUCCCGGGAUUCAUUGGAUAAUUCAGUACGAUCCUCCACACAAACCUGAGGACUAUAUUCAUCGUGUUGGACGCACUGGUCGUGGGGAAGGUAGUGUCGGUCAAGCACUUCUUUUCUUGAGACCUGAGGAGAACCAAUUUGUUGAUGUCCUGAAAACUAUGAAGGUUGAAAUUGAACAGCUAGAGUUUCAUGGAGAUUUGAAGGAAAUUCAAAACAAGGUUGAUUCCUUUGUCUUGAAUGAUAUGGAAAUACAGCAGAUGGCAAAGUUAGCAUUCAAGAAAUUUGUACGAGCUUAUCAGUGUCAUAAGUUAAGAAAAAUAUUCAGUGUGCAUUCACUGAAUCUUCAUGAAAUAUGUCGGGCUUUUGGUUUUACAAAGCCCCCAAUGGAACUAGGCCAUUUAACUUGAAUAACUCUGAAAAUGAGAAAGUGUAAUGGUGGUUAUUGAAAAGAGGCAUACUUCUACUCGGUAGCAGAUUAAUGUGCUUUAAUUAUUUAUUCUGAGCAAAAUCUCAGUUGCUUCCCCAGCCAAAAGCAAAGUUCUUAAAAAAAAAAAACAGAGAAUUAGCAUAUAUGCAAUUAAGACCCAAUAGAAAAUUGUUUUAAAUGGAGUACCCCAGGGCUGUCCUGGGACUUCUUGUUUACCAAAAUUAUAAUUGCUUUAGACAUAGGCGUCAACAGUAGCAUUUGCAAAUUUGUUGAUUACAAAAAUAGGAUGGGAACUAAGUUUAUAUCAAGACACAAAAUUGCUACAAAACAAUCUAGAUAAGAAUAUGGAAAAUGAAAAAAAAAAUAUUGGCAAAUGAAGUUAAAUGUUUUAAAGUGUAGGGGUCUUUGUCCUCCCCAUGACUGCACGUGGUACACUUAAUAUUAUGCUUCUUCAGCUUUAUCUUGCCAAGGUAGAAGGUGCCCGUGUAAGGUCCUAUGUAGAUCAUGCAGGUUAGAAGUGGUCGUCAUUCUAUAUAAUGGACAUGACGGGAAUUCACUUGAUCGCAUGAAGAGAAGGAUGACCCAUUUCUAAACCAGUGUUUACUCAGGUCUUUUCUAAAUCUAAACUUCUCCAGUUUGUAUUUAUUGUUUUGUGUUAUGUUUGAAACUUUGUUUACAUUUCCUUUAUGCUUUUCUGUCCUUCAAUCAUUUAACUUACACUUUGCCUUUCUAGAUAAAGUAAAUGAAGAACUUUAAUUGCUUCAUUAAGAAUGUUUCUAAUUCCUGGGAUAAACUCUGUCAUCCUUCUCAGUAUUUGGUGAAGUGAAUUCAAGUCCAUUAUAAAGUACGGCAACCAAUACUAAACUGCAUAAUCUAAAUGGUACCUAACAAGGACAGGAAAACAUUGAAGAAUAACAUUAGAAGUCUUAUUGCUGUAAAAGCUAGCCUGGGGUCUUGGGGUCCUGUGGAGUGUUCAGUCUGGGGUCAAGUAUAUUUAGAGCUACGAGUGUGACACUACACUCUACAUUUGUUCAUAUGAGUGUGACCUUUGACAAAGGUCUAUAAAAGGGGUAAAAACCCAAAUGGCCUACAGUGAGGCCCAAUUACAGACAUCUCCAUGUAGGCCAUCUGGGUUUCUGCCUCUCUCCUGGAACUUUGUCAAAGGUUCUACUCACAGAUCUAAAUAUGCUUGAACCCAAGGCCUCUGCUCGACCCCAGGCCAGCUGGUUAGGUGUUACAUUGCUAAUGUUUCUAGAAAACCAAGUACUGUAUCCUAUUUGCUUUAUUUUAUACAUGCAUACAGUAUAUAUUUUAUUGCAAAAGAUCCCUCCCAAUCAUGAAUCCUAGAUAUUUCUCUCAGGCAAACUUUUCACUUUCAACAUUGUUCAACUGCUGGUAUCUGCUAACUAAAUUUAUUAACUAAGCUCAGUACCCUAUGUUUCUCAGCAUUAAACUGUAUCGGCCAA